UUUCAAUUUGAUCGAAUUUUUUUUUAUUCGAUAGUUUUUCAUAUUUGCAAAUUGGAAGUAUAUUAUUCAUAUUUACAGAAGUGGCCAUGAAAGAAUGUGGCUUUCAUUUCAUCGUGUUCCUAAACGCUCCACAAAUGCUCACUUCAUCGACAAGAUAAAGCGAGGGAAGGCUGACCUGCUCUGUAAUGGCGUCCCUUCUCAGCCCAUCAACUCCGCCAUCCGCCAUUAAUCUCAAACGCAAGGUGAAUCUUCUCAAUUUCAGUUCUAUAUCUACAAACUCUUCAUUAAAAAAAUCUGGGAAAAUUGAAAGAGUUGGUGGUUGUGGUUAUCAUGGAAUUUGCUUUACAACAAGAGCCAAGGGGGGAGUUGAGCAAGAUGUGCUUGAGAAGAGUAAAGAGCCAAUUGAAAUUGAUGUUGAGAACGAUUAUGGAGCGGUUGGCGUUCACCACGUUGGAGUACUCUGCGAGAAUCUGGAGAGGUCACUUCACUUUUAUCUAAAUAUUCUAGGUCUUCAAAUAAACGAAGCAAGGCCACACGAUAAGCUUCCUUAUAGAGGUGCUUGGUUGUGGGUGGGUGCUGAGAUGAUUCACUUGAUGGAACUUCCAAACCCUGAUCCUUUAUCUGGACGACCUGAACAUGGAGGCCGCGAUCGUCACACUUGUAUCGGAAUAAGGGACGUAUCAAAGUUGAAAGCAAUCCUUGAUAAAGCUGGUAUUCCCUAUACGCUUAGCAAGUCAGGAAGGCCAGCAAUCUUUACAAGAGAUCCAGAUGCAAAUGCUUUAGAAUUUACUCAAGUGGAUGGCUGAUUGAGUUCUUGUCAAAUAGACUCCUUUUACUAUCUAUGAGCUUCCACUGCUUUAAACACCUCACGAUCUUCAAAUCACUGAAAAGGUCAGUUGCAAUAUACUAUGGGUUCGGAUGAACAAACAACAUGAUAUCAUCUUACUGCAAGGAAACUAGAAUAUGAAUAUAUGUAUGCAUGUCGUGUACAAGUAAGCCAGCAAUAUGCUAUAGCCUGUAAAUGUAUAAACCGAGCAUCUUCUCUUCUGAAAAGAUUAUCUCUGUAUUUCUCUUUUUUUCUGUAAGCCAUAAUAUUAGUGGUGUCUUACUGGUCUAA
This is a messenger RNA of Cucumis melo (muskmelon), 1117 nucleotides long. RefSeq names its product glyoxylase I 4. The record is from RefSeq and is a predicted model, not a curated record. The transcript has 5 exons. Lineage: Eukaryota; Viridiplantae; Streptophyta; Magnoliopsida; Cucurbitales; Cucurbitaceae. The coding region runs from base 186 to 806 and encodes 206 amino acids.